Molecule: messenger RNA, 1742 nt
Organism: Vitis vinifera (wine grape)
Lineage: Eukaryota; Viridiplantae; Streptophyta; Magnoliopsida; Vitales; Vitaceae
Product: receptor-like protein 9DC3
Exons: 2
Coding region: 58-684 (208 amino acids)
Molecular function (GO): protein binding
Source: RefSeq, a predicted model, not a curated record
GUGUAUUCAUCACCAUUUCUCUCAUCCCACCACUCUCUCUCAAUUGCUUUCGGAAGAAUGAUGUCUAAACUCCUCCUCCUCCUCUGUUUUCUUUUCUUCCUCUCGUUUUCUCAACUUUUUUCCUCCUCUUUCUCUUUCUCUAAUUCCACCAAACUGUGCCCGCAUCACCAGGCCAUUGCUCUGCUCCACUUUAAGCAAUCCUUUUCUAUUGAUAAUUCCAGUUCUUGGUAUUGCGAUUACUAUGAUGUCACUUUUUAUCCCAAAACAGAGUCUUGGAAGAAGGGUAGUGAUUGCUGCUCAUGGGAUGGGGUCACAUGUGAUUGGGUGACAGGCCAUGUAAUUGAGCUGGACCUCAGUUGCAGUUGGCUCUUUGGCACCAUCCAUUCCAACACUACCCUCUUCCAUCUUCCUCAUCUACAAAGGCUCAACCUGGCUUUCAACAACUUUCGUGGGUCCUCUAUUUCAGCUGGGUUUGGUCGUUUCUCAAGCUUGACGCAUCUCAAUCUCUGUGACUCUGAAUUUUCAGGCCCAAUUUCACCAGAAAUCUCUCACCUCUCCAACUUGGUUUCACUUGAUCUCUCUUGGAAUAUUGACACAGAAUUUGCCCCGCAUGGCUUCGAUUCUCUAGUUCAAAAUUUAACCAAAUUGCAAAAGCUUCACCUUGGAGAAAACUUGAAGUUCUAGACCUUGGGAAUAAUAAGAUAAAUGAUACAUUUCCCCAUUGGUUGGGAACUCUUCCAGAGUUGCAAGUUCUUGUUUUGCGCUCUAAUAGUUUCCAUGGUCAUAUAGGGUGUUCCAAAAUCAAAUCCCCAUUCAUGAGCCUAAGAAUCAUUGAUCUUGCUUACAAUGAUUUCGAGGGUGACUUGCCUGAAAUGUAUCUGAGAAGUUUGAAAGCGACAAUGAAUGUAGACGAAGGCAACAUGACAAGAAAAUAUAUGGGGGACAGUUAUUAUCAAGAUUCCGUAAUGGUGACAAUCAAGGGGUUGGAGAUUGAAUUUGUGAAAAUCUUGAAUACGUUCACAACAAUUGAUUUAUCAAGCAAUAAAUUCCAAGGAGAGAUUCCAAAGUCCAUUGGAAAUCUUAAUUCGCUUCGAGGGCUCAAUUUGUCUCAUAACAGCCUUGCAGGACAUAUCCCAUCAUCUUUCAAAAAUUUGAAGUUGCUUGAAUCAUUGGACCUCUCUUCAAACAAGCUCAUUGGGAGCAUUCCUCAAGAAUUAACAAGUUUGACAUUUCUUGAAGUUUUGAAUCUUUCUGAAAACCAUCUUACAGGAUUUAUACCUCGAGGAAAUCAGUUUGACACUUUUGGAAAUGAUUCAUACAGUGAGAACUCAGGGUUGUGUGGAUUUCCAUUGUCAAAGAAAUGCAUAACUGAUGAAGCAUCGGAAUCUUCAAAGGAAGCGGAUGAAGAGUUUGAUGGUGGAUUUGAUUGGAAAAUCACAUUGAUGGGAUAUGGAUGUGGAUUGGUUAUUGGGUUGUCUCUUGGGUGUCUCAUUUUCUUAACUGGGAAACCUAAACGGUUUGUCUGGUUUAUUGAAGAGAACAUUCACAAAAAGAUCAGAAGAUCUACAAGGAGCACUUGUAGGCAAGGAGCAAGAAGAAAUUAAUUCGUUCCACUCCCAUUUUAUUAUGUGUUGCAUAUAACAAAUGGCUUUUACAUUCUUAUGUUAGCAAAUAAUUUAUAUUGUCAUUAUACAAGUGCAAUCUUGUUUAUAAAGUUAAAAUAAUGUCUUUUUCCUUAUUAU